CAGCUGGAGGCAGCCUGACCUGUCACCUGAAGAAGAAGGAAGUGUUCCUCCCACUGGGUUUUUGUUUUUCUGCAUACUUGAGGUUGUUCUGCUGCCUCAGUGUACAGAAGCUCUUCGGGACUUACAUGAUAAAGGAGGUGUAGCAGUUUAACCUCCACACUGGGUGAUCUUUCGGAGUUUAAAAGUCAAGGUGGAGAUUUCAGCCAUUUUGGUGUGUUGUUUUGCUUCUUCAGACUGGACCGUUUCUCGCAAUUAGGUGCCAUGGUUACAUCGUGGAAGAACAGCAAAGCCACAGAGGGACCUGAUGUGACAAAAGACACGGAGAAGGUGAAAACACUGAGGCAGUUCCCUCCAUAUGGUGCCAUGAAUGGGAACUCAACAGGAGACACAUGCCCCACAUGUCGUGGCACCGGGCGAAUUCCCAGAGGCCACGAAGACCAGCUAGUUGCUGUAAUACCGUGUAAUGAUGUAAGGCUGAAACCCAGACGCACGAAGCUGUACGUCUGUGUCUCCAUGAUUGUCUGUCUCCUUCUUUGCUGUCUGUUCCUCUUCUUCCUCUUCCCGCGGAGUGUCAUCCUGACGCCUGUGUCUGUGCUGUCGGUCAUGGUUUACUUCACCCCAAAUGCAGUUGAAAUGGAGGUCACAAACCUCAUCAACAUCACCAAUGAGAACUUUGUCCCAGUUCAGAUCAUCCAGUUUAGCCUUCAGGGUCUGAUCUCGGACUCAGUUGUGGGAAAGACCAAGAUAUCUAAUAUGAGCGCCAUCCAGUCCCGCUCGCAGCAAUCAUACACUGUUAAAAUUGACCUGCCUAUCAGUGAUAAAGGCUUAAACAUUUACUGCAAGUCGAGCUCUAUCAAGAUUCACACGUUAUUUCUGGAGCUGCAAAUGACAAUGAAUAUUUCCUAUCUCGCUCACACGGAGCAGGUGUCUCUGGACACCUUUGAAUAUAUUGACUGUGGCAACAAUUCAACAGUCCCACAUCCUGUGAGAUGAUGAAAUCAAAAUGAAAAACACCAAUGUGGGAGUGUGAAAUAAUGAAUAUUCUGGCCGCACUGCACCCUUAUCUCUCUGUAUGGGAGGUGAGUUUGUGAACGAUGACUACUGUGAAAAGGCGUCUUAUCUUAUUCUGUAUGUUGUUUUAGCAUACUUUAAGACUUAAAUCAACCACUACAAUGUUAGAAUUUAAAAUAUUAAUGCUUAAACUACACGUUUGUCUUAGCAUUAAUGUUUUUUUUUGCUCUUAUUUGUUUGAGACCUGUAAAUCUGUAUUGCAGGCAGAGUGGUCUCAUAAGCACAUUGUUAUUAUAACUUUGUAUUUUUAUUUGAAGACAUGUAAAUUUCUUUAAAAUUGAACUUAUUACACAACAGUCUUGGAAAUGGGCAGGAUGCCAGAUAUUGUGUAAAUAGGAUGUUAAUCUCUGAUCAGAUCUGAUAUUCUUGUCUUUUGUCAUUUGCACUUCAUUAAACUGUGGCAUUUUACCCUC
Molecule: messenger RNA, 1484 nt
Organism: Dicentrarchus labrax (European seabass)
Lineage: Eukaryota; Metazoa; Chordata; Actinopteri; Moronidae
Gene: tmem106a
Product: transmembrane protein 106A
Exons: 8
Coding region: 262-993 (243 amino acids)
Source: RefSeq, a predicted model, not a curated record